This is a messenger RNA of Alligator sinensis (Chinese alligator), 3111 nucleotides long. It is a transcript of the gene APP, whose product is annotated as amyloid beta precursor protein. Gene Ontology annotation, cellular component: Golgi apparatus; plasma membrane; membrane raft. Gene Ontology annotation, biological process: central nervous system development; axonogenesis. Gene Ontology annotation, molecular function: signaling receptor binding; transition metal ion binding; signaling receptor activator activity. The transcript has 16 exons. NCBI's taxonomy places the organism in Eukaryota, Metazoa, Chordata, Crocodylia, Alligatoridae. The coding region runs from base 45 to 2195 and encodes 716 amino acids. The record is from RefSeq and is a predicted model, not a curated record.
CUACUGAUGGAAAUGCUGGCCUGCUGGCAGAGCCUCAAGUUGCCAUGUUCUGUGGCAAGCUCAAUAUGCAUAUGAAUGUUCAGAAUGGAAAAUGGGCAUCCGACCCCUCCGGGACCAAGACUUGCAUUGGAACAAAAGAAGGGAUUCUACAGUAUUGCCAGGAAGUUUAUCCUGAACUGCAAAUUACCAAUGUGGUUGAAGCCAACCAGCCUGUGACAAUCCAGAACUGGUGCAAAAGGGGACGGAAGCAGUGCAAGAGUCAGCCUCAUAUCGUGGUUCCCUACAGGUGCUUGGUUGGUGAGUUCGUGAGUGAUGCCCUUCUGGUGCCAGAUAAGUGCAAGUUCCUUCACCAGGAAAGGAUGGAUAUAUGUGAAACCCACCUGCAUUGGCACACGGUUGCGAAAGAGUCCUGUAGUGAAAAGAGUAUGAAUCUGCAUGAUUACGGAAUGCUGCUGCCCUGUGGAAUUGACAAGUUCCGUGGUGUGGAGUUUGUGUGCUGUCCGUUAACGGAUGAAAGUGACAAUGUUGAUUCAGCUGAUGCUGAAGAAGAUGAUUCCGAUGUCUGGUGGGGAGGUGCGGAUGCAGACUAUGCAGACGGAAGUGAUGAUAAGGUAGUAGAAGAACAGCCAGAGGAAGAGGAGGAAGUAACGGAUGUGGAAGAUGAAGAUGCUGAUGAUGACGAUGAUGAUGGCGAGGAGGUUGAAGAGGAGACAGAGGAAGAGUAUGAAGAAGCUACUGAAAGAACUACCAGCAUUGCUACUACUACCACUACAACUACAGAAUCUGUAGAAGAGGUUGUCAGAGAGGUGUGCUCUGAACAAGCUGAGACUGGUCCUUGCCGAGCAAUGAUCUCCCGCUGGUACUUUGAUGUGACUGAAGGAAAAUGUGCACCAUUCUUUUACGGCGGAUGUGGUGGGAACCGCAACAACUUUGACUCUGAGGAAUACUGCAUGGCAGUCUGUGGCAGCGUCAUACCCACCACAGCUGCCAGCACUCCUGAUGCUGUUGACAAGUACUUGGAGACACCUGGUGAUGAGAAUGAACAUGCCCAUUUCCAGAAAGCCAAAGAGAGGCUUGAAGCCAAGCACCGUGAACGCAUGUCUCAGGUCAUGAGGGAAUGGGAAGAAGCAGAACGCCAAGCAAAGAACUUGCCAAAGGCUGAUAAGAAGGCGGUUAUCCAGCAUUUCCAAGAGAAAGUGGAGUCACUGGAACAAGAAGCAGCAAAUGAAAGACAGCAACUAGUGGAGACCCACAUGGCCAGGGUAGAAGCCAUGCUGAAUGACCGUCGCCGUAUCGCUCUGGAGAACUAUAUCACAGCUCUCCAGGCUGUCCCUCCUCGUCCUCGCCAUGUAUUCAACAUGCUGAAGAAAUAUGUACGGGCUGAGCAGAAAGACAGACAGCACACCCUCAAACACUUUGAACAUGUCCGCAUGGUGGAUCCAAAGAAAGCUGCCCAAAUCAGGUCUCAGGUUAUGACACACCUACGUGUGAUAUAUGAACGCAUGAACCAAUCUCUUUCCCUUCUUUACAAUGUACCAGCAGUUGCUGAGGAAAUUCAAGAUGAAGUUGAUGAACUGCUUCAGAAAGAACAAAACUAUUCUGAUGAUGUCUUGGCCAAUAUGAUCAGCGAGCCCAGGAUCAGCUAUGGAAAUGAUGCCCUUAUGCCUUCAUUGACUGAAACUAAGACAACUGUUGAACUUCUUCCAGUGGACGGAGAAUUCAGCCUAGAUGACCUUCAGCCAUGGCAUCCAUUUGGUGUGGAUUCUGUCCCAGCUAACACUGAAAAUGAAGUUGAGCCGGUUGAUGCCCGCCCAGCUGCAGACAGAGGACUGACCACGCGACCAGGUUCUGGGCUGACCAAUGUUAAAACAGAAGAGAUCUCUGAAGUAAAGAUGGAUGCAGAGUUCCGACAUGAUUCAGGAUAUGAAGUGCAUCAUCAAAAGUUGGUGUUCUUUGCUGAAGAUGUGGGUUCAAACAAAGGCGCCAUCAUUGGACUAAUGGUGGGAGGUGUUGUCAUAGCAACAGUGAUUGUCAUUACUUUGGUGAUGCUGAAGAAGAAACAGUACACAUCCAUCCAUCACGGUGUAGUGGAGGUGGAUGCUGCAGUGACACCAGAGGAACGCCACCUUUCCAAGAUGCAGCAAAACGGCUAUGAAAAUCCAACCUACAAGUUCUUUGAACAGAUGCAGAACUAGAACACCGCAGCAGCCUCAUGCGUUGGACAGCAAAAAGAUUGCUUCACUGCCCAUCGGUGUUCAGUUAUAGAAUAAUGUGGGAAGAAAUAAAAACACUCUGUUUUAUUAUUUACUCAUUAUCGCCUUUUGACAGCUGUGCUGUAACACAAGUAGAUGCCUGAACUUGAAUUAAUAAAAUCAGUAAUGUAUUUUCUCUCUCUCUCUGUCUCUCUCUCUGUCUGUCUCUCUCGCUCUCUCUUUACAUUUCAGUCUUUACACUACAUUAUUAAUGAAUGUUUUUUGUGUACUGUAAAGAGUUUAGCUGUAUUUAACUAGUGCAUGAAUAGAUUCUCUUUCCCAAUUAUUUAUCAUAUAACUCCUUAGCCAGUUGUAUAUUAUUCUUGUGAUUUGUGACAAAAAAAAUUAAGUCCUAAUUGAAAUAUGCUUUAAGAAUUGAAGGGGGAUGCUUUCUGUGUCUGUGGGGUUUAGCUGCUUCUCCUUGCUGAGUAUUUUUUUCUGAUCACUAUGCAUUUUAAAGUACUACUACAUUUUUUAAAGUAUUCCAGAUGAGUUAUCGAGAUUAUUUUCCUCUGCAGUUGCAUUUUAUUGUACAGAUUGUUGCUUCUGCUGUAUUAGUGAUGUAGAAAUCAUGGGAAUAUACAUUUGUUUCUUUGUGCCUGUUUUAUGUGCACACCUUAGGCAUUGAAAGGUAAAAGUUAUUUUCUUUUUCAUGUACCUUUUGGAUCUUUUAGAAAAAAAAAUAAAAUUUUAAAAGGGAUCCCUAUUAAUUAAGAGCACUUAUAGGGGGAAAAAGUGCCUGCUGGCCUACAAUUAAUGGGGAUCCUACCAACGUCUCUGCAGGAUGAUUGUACAGAAUCAUUGCUUAUGAAUUGAUAGCUUUCUACACUGUGUUACAUAAAUAAAUUAAGAAAAAAAC